GGCACUGAGCAUGCGCACUGGCCAGCAGGAGGCAAAAAGCCAGCCCUGCACACACUCACAAGGAGGAGGAGGAGGCACACAACUCUAGCUGGCUCAAAUCAGCGCCAGGAGGAGGCUGGGGUGCUGCUGCUGAGCAGAGCAAGUGUGUCCAGUUCUAGAUCAAAGUUGGGAAUAUAGUUGAAAACGCUACAAUCAAGAGCAAUGAAUUAAAACUGAAGAGACACUUGAACAAUCAAAUGGGGAACACCUGAGAAUUCUACCUAUUGAGACAAUGACAAGUUAGAGGUACAAUCAAAAUGAAUGUUGAAGAUAUAGAAGGAAAGGACUUGCAGCCUCCUUUAAUCAUCAAGGAUGAAAAUGGCAAUAAAUUUGUAUGCAACACAGUGACCUUGAAUGGAGGCACUGUUAGCCACCACCAAGAAGUGGAUGAUGAAGACUAUAUUAAACUUAGGGAUAGGAAUGAGACAAAAAGCACUUCUUCAUAUUCUCAGUGUACUGAAGCACGAGACCAGCAGAAAAUUGCCAGUGACUAUAUCUGCAUGGGGACUUCAGAUCUAGAAGUCACACAUGUCCCUUCUCCAAAAGAACCAUUGUACAUGUAUGCCUUGAAUCAGACUUUCUCAGAACCAGAGAGCCUUCUCAAAAACAGUCGUUCAGUAAAAAAUACCCAGAGUUGUAGUACUGAGGAAUCUGUGCCUUAUUGCCAGGCAAACUUAGCGCAUUUAACGCCUGAUGAAGCUACGGAGCUGAAUGCAAAUGCUGACAUCCAGGAUGGGUUAAGCUGUGCCCAAAUGAAACAGGAAGGUGCUAGUUCAAAUGAAUCUUUUAUUACAAUUAUAAAUCUGAGGGAUACGAUGAGAACUAAGUGUUAUGAGAUAGGAUGUGUUCCUGUAUCUUCUGAGGAAACUUGUGAAACUAUCUCUCAUGCCCACCAUGCUGGAUCUCCUAAGCUAAAUGUCUUCAGCAGCCCAAAUAUAACAAACAUCAUCCAUGUAGAAAGAAGAGUGCUUCCUACUGCUCUUUCACUAACAGAAAAUGAGGUCACCAAUUAUAUUGACUUGGUAUCACAGAAUAGUGAACAACAUGAAAAGCAAGGAAACCAGGUUGCUGAAUGGCCUGAACCUCACUGUGGGGGCUCACCUGAACUGGAACCAUUUAAUUUAUACGAAAACAAGGAUAAGAGAUAUAUGCAUAGCACGCCAGAGCAUGAUGAAAAUAAAUGGCCAGCUGAACCUGGAGCUGUUAGUGGCUUGUGCCCUCUUGCAGUUCAGAGUUUCAAUGAGCAUUUAGGACAGGAAUUUUAUGAAGACAGAGGAAUAUUGACCAAAGUACCAAAUAUCCCUGAAGGAGAUCGUGUUUUGCCAGUUGGACAUGAGGGAGAUCAUGCUUUGCUGGAUGGACAAGAUAAAGUGUUUGGGGCAAUACAAAAUGAUAUACCAAAGUUAGAAACUGUUGUUCUACCUGAACCUAAUUGUCAAGCAACUUUUGUGGUUUUUAAUUCUACAAAUGAACAAAACUUGACUUCUCCUCCUGCAGCAGGGCCAAAAAACACAACCUUUGCAGUGUUUACCAUGCCAGAAGAAGCUGGUGAUGGGACUUGUAAAUCUGGAAGGAAUGCUCCCUUAGGGAAAGAACAGCUCAGGAGGAAUUCAUUCAAAAAUAAUUGUGAACGAAUUGCCAUUAAAUCAACAAACCGAUCUCCCCUUGCAGCUACCAUAACCAAAGCUAGGAAAGCAGAAAUAGUGAGCUUUCCAAAACCAAACUUUAAAAACAUCAAGCCCAAAGUGAUGUCCAGACCUGUAUCUCAGACAAAAGAGAGUGCAGCAUUAAAGGCCACUCAAAGAUCCCCUCAGCUAUCUGUUGCUUCUUCAUCUUCCCCAUCUUCUUCCCCAAGACAGCCGCUGUCUUCAAUUGCAACACUGAGAAGAAAAACUGAAUUGGACAAAGGUACAAAAGCAGAAACACCAAUGAAUAAGACCCAUAAGCAACAUCUUAAUAAACACCUUCCUAGCCAAGCUCUGCAUGCUGCAACUCAUUCCGAAAACACUUCCCACAAGGUUCCAAAAACAACAGCAUUAAAGCAGAACGUGGAACAGGUUGACAGAGCAAGAUGUUCUAAUUCAGUAUACUGUCCCGGCCCUGUAAUGUGCUCUCAGGACUCAAGUGGGAUGCCCUGUGACAAAAUGGAAACUGGAGGGUCCUGGGUGCCACAUUGUGCUUUGAGUAAUUCUCAGAUACCUCAAGAGGAGGAGCAGCAGAAGGACUGUUUGGGAAUGCCAGCAGAAAGCUCUGUUCCAGAUGCUACAAAUGAAGCUUUAAGACUUGCAGAUCUUCCUUCGGUUCCUGUGCCUAAAGCAGAUAUAGCACAAGGUCAAACUUUAUCUAAGGACAGUCCCAUCAUUUUAAGAAGCAGAGCACCAUCUAAGAUUGCAUUCCGCUCCAGGAGAGGAAGUGAGAGUAAAAAUACUCAAGCAACCAAAGGUUCAUCUCCUCAAAGAGCAGUUCGGUCAUCAAUUUCUGGAGUAGAGACAUUUUCUCCCAAGGGAAGGCUUACUUCUCUAAAAUCCACACCAGGAUCUUGGACUACUUCUGGUAAACUGAUUCCCAAACCAAAAGUGCCCGUUGAAGGACCAGGAUUUCGAAGAACCUCUAGCAUCUCUUCAAUCAGCAGCACUCAAAGUGACCAAAGUACUUGCAGCAAAAAUUCUACAAGUGCCACAAUUAUCAUCAAAAAUGGAGAAUGGCCUUCCAGAUUGGGUUGUCAAAAUGGUACAACUGGACCCCUCUCUCUUAAGCCAGCGGCCAGGCCAAGAGUGUUUUCCCUGAGAAACACCCCAAAAGGAGCAAAAUCCAAGUUAGGAUUAGCAAGCCCAUGUGUGCCAAAAUCAGCAGGGUCACUUCUUCCAGGAAGGAAAACCAGUGAUUCAAGAGGGUGCCAGCGGCCAGGGCCUUUGGGACAAAAUGGGCCCCGGAAUGGAUUGUCAACAUUCAAUUCUGUUGACAAGGGUAAGCAGAAGACUCCUAAGAACUCAUGCAUACAGACCCGGAUUUCUGCUGAAGUGCAUUCCACAGAAACGAAAACACAUGAGCUGACACAAUACAAAAGAAAAUGUGAAAACCAAAGUGGAAUUAUCCAACAACUGAAAAAAUGCUUGGGAAGCAGUAAUCAGAAGUUUGAAGCAUUAGCUCUUGUGAUCCAACACUUACAGUCUGAGAGGGAUGAAGUGCUAAAACAACAUAAAGAGUUAUCCCUAGAACUUCUCAAUCUUCGUGGAGAGUUGGUAACCACUUCUACAGCCUGUGAGAAAUUAGAGAAAGACAGAAAUGAACUACAAGCAGCUUAUGAAGGAUUCGUGCAGAAGCUGAACCAACAACACCAAAGUGAUUUAUCUGAACUAGAAGAGAGGCUAAAGCAGUUCUAUACUGCAGAAUGUGAAAAACUACAGAGCAUCUGCAUUGAAGAAGCUGAAAAAUAUAAAGCACAACUCCAGGACCAGGUUGACAACUUGAAUAUCACACAUGAGAACUUUAAGCUAGAACUUGAAACUAGUCAUACAGAAAAGAUAGAGGAGCUGAAGAAAGAGUAUGAAUCAUCCUUUUCAGAACUCAAGAACAUCCAUGAGUCAGAGAGGAAAAAGCUUGAAGAAUCUUUCCACGAGAAACAAGAGGAGUUAGAGAAAAAAAUUGCUGAAUUACAGAGUGAAAAUGAUUCCUUGAAUGAAAAGCUGAAAUCAGAAGAACAAAAGCGAAUAGCCAAAGAAAAAGCAAAUCUUAAAAACCCCCAGAUUAUGUAUCUGGAACAAGAACUGGAAAGUUUGAAAGCAGUGUUGGAAAUCAAGAAUGAGAAGCUACAUCAGCAAGAUAUCAAACUAUUGAAAACGGAAAAACUGGUGGAGAACAACACCGCCUUGAUGGAAAAACUAAGAAAACUUCAACAGGAGAAUGAAGAAUUAAAAGCUCGAAUGGACAAACACAUGGAGCUGUCCAGGCAACUUUCUACGGAACAAGCAGUUUUACAGGAAUCCCUGGAGAAAGAAUCAAAGGUAAAUAAACGACUUUCAAUGGAGAAUGAAGAACUUUUAUGGAAGCUACACAACGGAGACCUGUGCAGUCCAAAAAAACUAUCCCCAAGCACCCCACCAAUGCCUUUUCAGUCACCUAGGAAUUCCAGCUCCUUCUCCAGCCCGACUGUAUCACCUAGAUGACACAUCUCUGAAGAUUGACUCUCCAUGCAGGCAGUUCAUUCAUGAUCUGCAGCAAACUAAAUACAUGGAUUGAGGGAGCAAAGAGCUAUAUUAGCUAAAUGUGACUGAAAUAUAACUGGAAACUGCUGUUGUGAGAAAUUGCUAUAACAUACUGAAAGUUCAGGAGCAGAAUUCAAAACAGUGCUUCUGCCUGAUUAAAAAAAGAACAGACUUCUGUAAUAACUUCACUGAACGUUGUUGCACAAAGCACUUAAAAGAGCAAGCCUAGUCUUGUUCAUUAUUGCCUUUUCCACCUAACUCUAGGGGAAAAAAUGCUCAGGGGCUUCUAAAUAAAAGAUCACAACCUUUAAUACGUUCCUUAUUAUAGAUGACAUCUUGAGACUCUGGGUGUGGCGUGAACGAAUUGGAUGUAGCACACAAGAGUGUGUGUGUGUGAUGCCGCUGCCUUCACCAUGUAUAUUGUAAAGGACAAAAGCUGAAGAAUAUAGUGACAUGUACUUCAUGAAUAAAUAUUGUCAUAAUGCAUGUUCUAUCAGAGAUUUCCCCUUUACUGGGACUAAGGAAAAACUGUCACUUGUGUUCUAUGUUCUUCCUUAUCUCUCUACUUCAGUUUAGAAAAAGGAUGAAAGGAGAUGUUAUUUCUGUUUGAUUUUGUCAUUGUUUGCCUAUUUCAUAGUGGAAUUUAUAAUGAGACAGAUAAUUUCUUUAAACCAUAAUAUAUUGUUCAAAAGUUGUUUAGGCUACCCGUUUCUAUGAUAAGUAUUCUGAAUUAGAUUCCCUUCCUAGGUACAAUUCUCCCAUACCAUGUUUAAAAAGGAGCAAGAAGAUGUAUAAAAUUCAGACAUGCACCUUGUUUCAGUGUCAGAACAAGGGAGUGAUUUGACCCAUGACUGCAGGAUUUAAAAACAAAAGACAUGCACAUAUCAUUACAUGCAGAUAUUUUUAAAAUGAAUGAGAGGAUGUGGACAUUGCCAAUUAUUUCUCUCUCUCUUGCAUUCUGCAGAAUAAACAUCUUGGAACUGAUAGCUUACCAAUAUGCACUUUAACCUGUAAAUGCUAUGAGAGAGCCAUAUACAGCUGAUAGGUAAUAGAUUUGUCCACUCUUUCCAAUUGGCUGCAGGUCUCUGUAUCAACCGUUUCAUUUGGCAGGAGGCUUUCUCUUUCUUCCUUGAGUUAGCAAAAUUAAAUUGGAGGGUUUUUUUUGCUGAAGUGAUAUGUUGAAGAUAUUCAUGUCAUAAGCAUUACAAAUUUAAAGACUACAUAGUGCAUGUCUGCUUGUUAAUGACCUGUUCAAAAUUUAUUUUUAGAGAUUUAAUGUGUCUUGUAAGUACAAAUGCACUCCUUAUGGUUAAACAUUGUCUUUGCUUUCAGAUAUACAUAGGAUUGAUAAGUGCUCUGAUUUGGUAUGUACUCCUCACUACCAUAUCCAAGAAUGCACUGUUACUUCCUUUGCUGUUGAGAAGUCAACUUGUUAGUAAAGGCAGAUCAUGCUAUUUUUGCAGCUAAAGACUGGAGAAACAUUAGAAAUGCCCUUCGCACAUUCCAUAAAACUGAAGGUGGACUUAGCAAAAUCUUCUGUUAAGGUGGAAAAUAAAAUGCCAAGCGAGAUGUUUUGUCUAGGAUGCAAAAAUGUUGGCUGCAAAGGAGGAUUGGUGGGGUUUUUUUUACAAAAAAUCUCUUUAUUAUGAAAGCAUAUUAUACUCAGUAAUACAAAAAUUCAAGGAUAAAAUAUUUUAAUUUUAUAUUGUAUAAAGUGUGCCUCCCCUGUGGAACAUUUUACUUGCCCGUACCCAUAUAUAGCAGUGUACACGCCACUGUAGCUAGAGAUCUCAGCACUUCUAAAUAAACUAUUGUCCAGAGAUUGAUUUAUAUAACCAUAAAAUUCUGCUGUAGGCUGAAACUUGGCUUUAAAGUUUGUCUUGGAGCAAUUUAUUUCUUUUGCAAGGUCAUAUUUGAUCACAUGUACUUUGAGUGUUGAAAAUUAAAAUACUUUUUUUACUGAUUAA
Molecule: messenger RNA, 6211 nt
Organism: Sceloporus undulatus (fence lizard)
Lineage: Eukaryota; Metazoa; Chordata; Lepidosauria; Squamata; Phrynosomatidae
Gene: MTUS1
Product: microtubule associated scaffold protein 1
Exons: 16
Coding region: 297-4205 (1302 amino acids)
Cellular component (GO): cytoplasm; nucleus
Molecular function (GO): microtubule binding
Source: RefSeq, a predicted model, not a curated record